AUGCAGAAGACUGCCAACGGCCCGGGCCCAGUCCCUGGAUGCAGAAGACUGCCAACGGCCCGGGCCCAGUCCCACCGCGACGUAACCGGCGCACUCACCCUACUUUCCGAAGGCCCUACUACAACUCCCCGCUUUAGAGGCCCAAGCGCCUGCAGGUCUUACAGAGUUUACCGACGACCACGGUCUCUCUGGGGCGCAUUAACACUGCCUGACCCCGUUUGUGAAGACGCUGUACGUCGCCAACCCCUGAUUCUGCCCCCCACCCCGCCCCCGCUUUCCCGGGUUUCCACCUGGCCCAGCCGCGGUUCCCGGACCGCGCGGAUCAGACAUGUCCGGGCCUGCCGCUCGCACGUGGCCGCAGCUCUAGGGGGCGGGGCGGCCCACGCGGGUGCCCCGGAGCCCCCCAGGCACGCUCCUCGGGCUCGAAAAUCGAGCCCCGACUUCCCGCGCCCGGGUCGCACCAGAGCACUCUUCUUACCGUGCGGCCUCCGCGCUGCCAGCCAGGGGAAAGGGAGAAACGGGGUUUCCCGGGCGCACAAGUCGGGCGUCGGUUAUCGCGAGAGUUCAGGAGCUCGCGAGAACGGGUUUACAAAAAGGUGGCUCCACCUCUCUCAGGGCAAAGGUGGCUUCGCCUCCGCGGACGUGGGUGGGGCUAGUAAGGGCGGAACUGUGACCGGCAGCCGAGAGGAAGGACACGGAAGAAUUGCAGCCAGUCUGCCCUUUCUCGACCAGCAGUACUCGCGAGAGCAGGAGACGGAAGCCCCACCCUUCUUAGGGCGGAAAUUGCUUCACCAUGGCUCAGCAGAGCGGAAUGCGAAUGAGGCCCUGGAGGUGGGGAGUAGAAAAGGGCAGGAACAGAAGCAGAGGCGGGACCUUUGA
Messenger RNA from Rangifer tarandus platyrhynchus (Svalbard reindeer), 879 nucleotides. The record is from the annotation of a GenBank genome assembly. Lineage: Eukaryota; Metazoa; Chordata; Mammalia; Artiodactyla; Cervidae.